CCCCCCCCCGCAGAUCCGGGAGACGCGGAGGACGGUGCGGGACUCGGACAGCGGCCUGGAGCAGAUGUCCAUCGGGCACCACAUCCGGGACCGGGCGCACAUCCUGCAGCGCUCCCGCAACCACCGCACCGGGGACCAGGAGGAGCGGCAGGACUACAUCAACCUGGACGAGAGCGAGGCCGCCGCCUUCGACGACGAGUGGCGGCGGGAGACGUCGCGCUUCCGGCCGCAGCGCCCGCUGGAGUUCCGGCGGCACGAGGCGGCGGGCGCGGCGGGGGCCGGGGCGGCGGGCGCGGCGGCGGGGCGCAGGGCCGAGGGCCCCCCGCGCCUGGCCAUCCAGGGCCCCGAGGACUCCCCGUCCCGCCAGUCCCGCCGCUACGACUGGUGAAGCCCCGGCCUGGCGGCCGGCCGGACACCGCCCCCCCCAGCGCGGCCCCGCCCCCACCUUUAAUAUUAAAUUAACAGGCAAGCCGGCCCCCCCCACCCGGCCGGGCGCCCUCCCCCCCCCACGCCCCCCCACCCCCCCACUUGAGUGCUCCCAGCUCCCUGUCCCCCCCCCCCCCCCCCGCCACGCACCCCAGGGGGUGGGGGCUCCUGGGGGCCCCGAGUGCUCCCCCUCCACCCCAUGGUGGGGCCGUGGAGGGGGCGGGCUGACCCCCACUCCCCCCCACACCCCGCCCCACGCGUCUCGCGCCCCCCACGCCCCGCCUUUAUUUUUGGAUUGGCCGGGAGGCGUUCAUGGAAUAAAGGAGAAACGAGAA
Messenger RNA from Perognathus longimembris pacificus (Pacific pocket mouse), 761 nucleotides. RefSeq names its product myeloid leukemia factor 2 (gene Mlf2). Gene Ontology annotation, cellular component: nucleus; cytoplasm. The transcript has 3 exons. The record is from RefSeq and is a predicted model, not a curated record. Gene Ontology annotation, biological process: regulation of DNA-templated transcription. Bases 65 to 388 code for a protein of 107 amino acids. NCBI's taxonomy places the organism in Eukaryota, Metazoa, Chordata, Mammalia, Rodentia, Heteromyidae.